Moneuplotes crassus is the source of this 1481-nucleotide messenger RNA. NCBI's taxonomy places the organism in Eukaryota, Ciliophora, Spirotrichea, Euplotida, Euplotidae. The record is from the annotation of a GenBank genome assembly.
UAACCAUGAAGAGCAAGAAACUUAUAAUCCUGAUCAAUAAGUACUAUGGGUCGAAUUUUGUGAAAAAAGGAUGCUAGAAGAGAAUGCAGAUGAAAUUGAUCAAAAAUAGAAAGUUUGAAAAUAAAGGUUGCGAUAGUACCAGAUACACAUUUGCACCUUCCAACAACUUUAUCAUCGGUAUUGAAGAAUAACUUAAUACAUGGGAUUGCAUUUCAUGGCAAUGUGGUAAAAAGUAUUUACACCAGUCAUUAUGGUCAAUAAUAGCAAGAUUAUUAAUUGAGGCUUUCAACAAAAUCUUUAUGCUUUUCCUUCUAAGAAACUAUUUGAACGGAUGAAAAAUAUCAGAAUUGAAGAAUUAGUAAUAUCUCAGAAAAAGUACUUUGUGAUAAUUUCUUUAUAAUAUUGGUUUAUCUGAGUCCAUUUACUCCUCUUAUAACUUGGUCUUAACUUUUUAUGUGCCACCCUUCAAUUCUGUUCAAUUUUCAUGAAGUUCAUGUCGGAAAGAAAAGUCAGUUGUAAUUUGAAAUGGAUAUAAGAGAAAUUUUCCUGUUCUUUAAUAAUAAAAUUAAUGAAAUACAUAUCAACUGAUAUCCAACCAAAUAACCAAGAGUCUGUGGUUAAAUCCCUAGUUGAGGGUGACCAUUCCACUUCGGACUUAUAUUUCCCCAUCAAGGAUUUCAAACCUGACUUUGAAGAAGAUUUAGCUCUGUGCAACGGUGCUUCAGGUAUCAUCAAUGGCAACCAGAUUGUUGAUAGUUUUAACAUUUUGAACACAAUUAAUGAAGGUAGCAAUGAAGGAAUCUUCAGACUUCCUAAACAAGAUUUACUUAAUGAUUGUUUUAUGGAUAAUCAGCGUGUGGAUGAUAAUUUGCUCAUCCAAGAAGAGUUCUAUGACAAGAACGUUCCAGAAUCUGCUCCGAUGUUUGAAUUCAAAUAUUUAGAAGGAAUUGUUGACAAACAGACAUUCUCAGAUAUCUGAGAGGCUGACCAGAAGUAUGAAGAUCCUGCUCCAACUUCACUGACAACUCCUAAGAAUGUUCCCAAAGGCAAACGAUGGGGCAAGAAACAGGACAUCGAGCUCUUUAACGAAUUUAGAAAAUUCGAACUCAAAGGUCUCAUCUGAUUAGAAGAGCUCAAGAAGCUAGAUAUGGAUGCUUGGGAUUCUCCUCAUGAUAUCAUCAACACAAUCAGGAGCACCUUAGGAACAGACAAGUCAUGUGAGUUCCUGAUCAACAGACUCAUCUGUCAUACCAAUGACAACUUUUCUGUGAGAGAAACCAAGCUCCUGAAAAGACUCAUCAGAAAAAAUAACUACAAAGACUUAGACUACCCCAAACUAUUGGAGAACUUCAGAGGCAAAACACUUGAUGGGCUUAAGGCUGCUUGUAACCAUCUGUACCAAGAAAGAAGUUUGAAGAGGCUUCACAAGAUAACGAACAUGGACAAAUAACUAAAUAUUCUACAUAACAUUUAAAUCUGAA